CUUUUUAGUGUUGCUGACGAGACGCUGAUGAACCAAACCACAGCAUCGCCACAGCACUGUGGAAAUUAAAUGCCAAAUCUGUAGUGUAACAAGGCCAAGGGUGCCAUGGUUCUAGGAAUGAGACUGGAAAGGGAAGACUGUGAGGACACCUCUUUCGGAUGCUCAUAACGUCGAGGUGUUGUAUAGCUUCUGAGUAGCCUAGCUACAUAGCUAGGAAACACAAGGACCAUGCCUCUUUCAGACUUCGUGGAUGCCUUGAAGGACAACCCUUACUUUGGGGCUGGCUUUGGACUGGUGGGGGUGGGCUCGGCCAUUGCUGUGGCCAGGAAAUCAGCUCAAUUUGGGAUGAUCUUCUUCCGGAGGAACUACAUGAUCACCCUGGAGGUGCCCAGUCGGGACAAGAGCUACCACUGGCUGCUGAGCUGGAUCACCAAGCACGCCAAGCACACGCAGCACCUGAGUGUGGAGACCUCUUACAUGCAGCACGAGAGUGGACGGGUACACACACAGUUUGACUUCCACCCCAGCCCUGGCAACCACAUAAUCUGGUAUGGGAGGAAGUGGAUCCGAGUGGAGAGGACCAGAGAGAAACAGAUGGUGGAUCUCCACACAGGCACUCCCUGGGAGUCAGUCACGUUCACCGCCAUGGGCAGAAACAGAGACAUCUUCUUCAACAUCCUGCAAGAAGCCAGGGAGUUGGCCCUGAAGCAGGAGGAGGGUCGGACAGUGAUGUACACGGCCCUGGGCUCCGAGUGGAGGCCCUUUGGGUUCCCACGGCGACGACGGCCCCUCAGCUCAGUGGUCCUGGAAGAGGGCUUGGCCGAUAGGAUUGUAGAUGAUGUGAAGGAGUUCAUCGGAAACCCCAAGUGGUACACAGACCGAGGGAUCCCCUACAGGAGAGGUUAUCUGCUGUAUGGACCUCCAGGCUGUGGGAAAAGCAGCUUCAUCACUGCCCUGGCUGGAGAGCUGGGCUACAGCAUCUGCCUGAUGAGUCUGAGCGACCGCAGCCUGUCUGACGACCGCCUUAACCACCUGCUGAGCGUGGCGCCGCAGCAGAGUAUCAUCCUGCUGGAGGACGUGGACGCCGCCUUCGUCAGCCGAGAGCUGCUGCCCACCGAAAGCCCUCUGGCCUACCAGGGCAUGGGCAGGCUGACCUUCAGUGGCCUCCUCAAUGCUCUGGAUGGAGUGGCCUCGUCAGAGGCCAGAAUAGUCUUCAUGACCACCAACUUCAUAGACAGAUUGGACCCAGCUCUGAUCAGGCCGGGCCGUGUGGACUUGAAACAAUAUGUGGGCCACUGCACCCACUGGCAGCUCACCCAGAUGUUCCGACGCUUCUACCCAGCUGAGUCGGCCACAGAGGGGGACCGCUUUGCGGAGAGUGCGCUGGCCACCCACCCCAACAUCAGUGCUGCUCAGGUGCAGGGGCACUUCAUGCUGUUCAAAAUGGACCCAACGGGCUCCAUAGACAACGUGGCCAAGAUGAAGGAGUGAGGAGACUUAAAGGACUCUGGGAAGGAAGGUCACAGAAGAAGUCGUCAUUUGACAUGAAAGGAGAAGUUAAAGGGACUCUGUUUGAGAUGGAAAAUGCUGUAACUUCUCAAACUUUUUAUGUGCUUUUUUUAUUGCAAAGUCACAUACUGAAUAAAAGUGAGUGAGUGUAAAUGAAACAUGUUUUAAAUAAAAUCAAAGGCACAUGA
Molecule: messenger RNA, 1697 nt
Organism: Oncorhynchus keta (chum salmon)
Lineage: Eukaryota; Metazoa; Chordata; Actinopteri; Salmoniformes; Salmonidae
Gene: bcs1l
Product: mitochondrial chaperone BCS1
Exons: 8
Coding region: 229-1491 (420 amino acids)
Biological process (GO): mitochondrial respiratory chain complex III assembly; protein insertion into mitochondrial inner membrane from matrix
Cellular component (GO): mitochondrial inner membrane
Molecular function (GO): ATP hydrolysis activity; ATP binding
Source: RefSeq, a predicted model, not a curated record